Prunus avium (sweet cherry) is the source of this 1936-nucleotide messenger RNA. RefSeq names its product putative protein S-acyltransferase 1. Gene Ontology annotation, cellular component: Golgi apparatus; endoplasmic reticulum. The record is from RefSeq and is a predicted model, not a curated record. Gene Ontology annotation, biological process: protein targeting to membrane; peptidyl-L-cysteine S-palmitoylation. Gene Ontology annotation, molecular function: protein-cysteine S-palmitoyltransferase activity. NCBI's taxonomy places the organism in Eukaryota, Viridiplantae, Streptophyta, Magnoliopsida, Rosales, Rosaceae.
CAAGUUUGUUGGAGAGAGGGGAUUUGUAAGAUUGAUGUGGUGGGUGAGAAAAAUUCUGAAUACGGGGCAGGCAUAGGCAAACAGGUAGAAAAACCAGAGAGAGAGAGAGAGAAAGAGAGAGGGGAAGCCAUUAGGCCCAGAUGAAUAUCAUGUGAAAGGGCAUCCUCCUACAACCCACAGCUGUGUUUUUUUUAAUCUCGUUUCAUUCGCUUACCCAUCAGAAAAAUGGUCUCAUUUUGAUGCGGGUAUAUGCGAAUAAAAGGAGAUUGUUGAAGAAACCAAAAAAGAAAAGGAAAAAAAAUUGAAUUGAAAAUUUUAUCAUGAGUAGGAAAAAGAGCCAAGUUUGGGAUGUUUCCUCCAAUGGCAUGGACGACGACACAGCCGUGGCUCCUCCUCCGAAGCCCAGCCCUGAAAAAGAAAGGCUCUACCUAGUCUGGCAGGGUAACAAUAAAUUUUUGUGUGGUGGAAGAAUAGUCUUUGGUCAUGAUGCUGCAUCACUGUUUCUAACUAGCUUUUUGAUUGGAUGUCCUGCACUAACAUUCUGCAUAAGAAUGCUUGUAACGAUGAAAGGAGAACAUGGACAUUAUGACUAUCCCGUCCUAACUGGGGGAAUAAUCCUCACUGUUUUGGAUUUCACUUUUCUGUACUUGACAUCUGGUAGGGAUCCUGGUAUCAUUCCAAGGAACUCUCGACCACCUGAUUCCGAUGAGGCAUAUGAUGUGUCUGGAUCAAUGGAGUGGGUCAAUAACAAAGCCUCUAGUUUGAGAAUACCCCGAAUAAAGGAUGUACAGGUCAAUGGCCAUGUGGUGAAGGUAAAGUUUUGUGACACUUGUUUGCUAUAUCGUCCACCGCGUGCUUCUCAUUGCUCGAUCUGCAACAACUGUGUUCAGAAGUUUGAUCACCACUGUCCAUGGGUGGGUCAGUGUAUUGGAUUACGUAACUAUCCAUUUUUCAUUUUGUUUAUUUCAUCAUCAACCUUCCUGUGCGUAUAUGUCUUUGUCUUUUCUUGGAUCAACAUUCUUCAACAAGGUGGCAAUCUAUGGAGGGCCAUGGGACAUGACAUCGUAUCAGUUAUUCUCAUAGUAUAUUGCUUUGUAGCAGUAUGGUUUGUUGGUGGGCUAACAGUUUUCCAUAUCUAUCUAAUUUGCACCAACCAGACGACUUAUGAGAAUUUUCGUUACCGUUACGAUAAGAAUGAAAACCCAUACACUAAGGGAGUACUGGGAAACUUGAAAGAAGUGUUCUGCUCAAGGAUUCCACCUUCAAUGGUCAACUUCCGAGCAUGGGUUUCAAAAGAUGACGACAUGGUAAUGGGAUCCAUCGCUUCAGAGAGUAACAGAGGCUUCAUUGGCUCCAAAGAGAAAUUUGACAUGGAAAGGGGAAGUAAGUUUGGCAAGGAUGGGAAUAUGAUGGUUCCAAGUAUUUUGCAGAAAUUGGACUACAGUGGGAUUGAUGAUAACAUGAAGAAGAAGAAUUUGGGUAGCAGUGAUUUUGAUGAUAAUUUAAAACGGAAGGCAGCAGAUGAACGUGCAUUAAAUCCAUUUAUCUUUCCUAUUGGUCAAGAACAAAGACGUUCACAGGGAAGUUCCGGCAUAGGAGUUAAUUCUACUAAUGAUAAGAGGCCUCAGUAGUUCCAAUUGGACAACAUCACUGCUUGUUUUCUAAAAAAGAAAAGAGAAAAGAAAAAAAGACAAAAAAGGUUUUGGUGCAGAAAACUUUUUCUCAGUGCAUGUAUGCCAUAUGACAGAUUGGCUGAACAUGAUGGGUGCUUAAAAAUGCUAAUUUACUGAGAUUGGAGGUAGAAUUUGAAGGUCAGUGAUGUAUUUUUAAUGGAAUGAAGAAAAUGAAAUUAAUUCAUUAUUCUGCACAUUCUUGUGUUCAAUCUCUCUCACCCCAACUCCUAUUUUUAUCCUACUUCAUUACUGAAUCUACAAAA